ACCUAAAGUGUGGACAUGUUCGAAAAUGAGUAUUUCUUUCAUUCUGCGGCAGCGAUGGGACGUGGAGGACAGACAGUCACGAUUUGGAUACAAAUCAUAGCUUUGCUUUGUUUGUGUGGUGGGUCUACGGCGCAGCUCUCGUUCUCUGUUUCCGAGGAGGUUGACAAAGGAACCGUAGUGGGAAACCUCGCUAAGGAUUUACAGAUUCAUGUUCAAGAUUUGGAAAAACGGGAUUUGCGAGUUGUGUCUGGGAAUUCUAAGAAAUAUUUCGACGUGGAUUUAAAAACGGGUGCUCUGUAUGUUUGCGAUAGGAUUGAUCGCGAGGAGCUCUGUCCAAACACGGCAAAAUGUUCCCUGAAUAUAGAAGCCAUUCUGAGCCACCCGAUGCAUUUGCAUCGCAUAGAGGUACAAAUUAUUGAUAUUAACGACAAUGCACCAUCUUUUCGUGAAAAGGAGAAGACUUUCAAUAUAUCUGAAUCUUCUUUUACCGGGGAGAGAUAUCUGCUCCCGAUGGCAAAUGACGCAGACACGGGCAGCAACUCUGUAAAAAGCUACAAGCUGAGUCCAAAUGAGUAUUUCUCGCUGGACGUGCAGAGCGGCGGACAGCACAGUGAGUCUGCUGAACUGGUGCUGCAGAAAUCUUUAGACAGGGAGAAACAAUCCGUUAUCCAUCUUACUUUAACUGCUCUGGACGGAGGAAAACCUGCCCGGUCAGGGACAUUAAAAAUAGUUGUUAAUGUCAUAGAUAUAAACGACAAUGUCCCAGUAUUUGGUAAACCUCUGUAUAAGGCCCAGGUCACAGAAAACGCUCCAUUUCAGACACCUAUACUGAGUGUAACUGCUACAGAUUUAGAUGAAGGGAUAAAUGGGGAGAUUGUGUAUUCAUUUAUUGAGAGGGGAAAUUUCAAUCCUGAAGCUUUGUUCUCAAUAAACCCAGAUACAGGUGAAAUAACUGUAAAAGGAAAAGUAGACUAUGAAGAGAAUACAGCAUAUGAUAUUCGUGUGCAGGCAAGAGAUAAAGGUACACCUUCUCGAAGCGUGCAUGGCAAAGUGUUAGUGGAAGUAACUGAUGUGAAUGACAAUAUACCUGAAAUCAUUAUAACCUCACUUAUGAGCCCAGUUAAAGAGGACGCUGAGGUUGGCACAGUGGUCGCUUUGGUGACUGUUACUGACAAAGAUGGGGGUAAUAAUGGUGUCACCACUGCUACAAUUCUUGGGUUGGUGCCCUUUAAACUCAAGCUAAACUACAAAAAUUAUUAUUCAUUAACAGUGGAUGGACCCCUUGACAGAGAGAGUGUUUCUCAAUAUAACGUCACCAUCAUAGCCACUGAUGAAGGUAUGCCACCUCUCUCCAGCACUAGUGUCAUUCCUGUUCACAUUUCUGAUGUGAAUGACAAUGCCCCAUUAUUCUCAGAGCCUGUGAUUAAUGUGUAUGUGAAUGAAAAUAGUGCAGUGGGAGCUACUAUCUUUACCAUAACAGCAGUGGAUACUGAUAUCGAAGAAAACUCUAAAGUAACUUAUUCAUCAUUAGACAGCAUUUCAAAAACUAUUCCACUAACUUCUAUUAUAAACAUCAACUCAGAGACUGGAGAAAUAGUCACCCUGCAGUCUUUUAACUAUGAGGAGACUAAAACGUUUCAGUUUAAAGUUCAGGCCACAGACUCUGGUGUUCCUCCGCUCAGCAGCAACGUGACUGUCAACGUUUUUAUUCUGGAUGAAAAUGACAAUAAUCCAACAAUUCUUGCACCCUAUUCUGAGCACAGCUCUGUUAACAGUGAGAGCAUCCCCUAUUCUGCUGAAGCAGGAUACUUUGUGGCAAAGAUCAGGGCUGUAGACGCAGACUCUGGAUACAACGCGCUGCUCUCUUAUCACCUCUCUGAGCCCAAAGGAAACAACCUCUUCCGGAUCGGAACCAGCACCGGAGAAAUCAGGACUAAGAGGAGAAUGAGUGACAAUGACCUGAAAACUCACCCCUUG
Messenger RNA from Plectropomus leopardus (leopard coralgrouper), 1977 nucleotides. The record is from RefSeq and is a predicted model, not a curated record. NCBI's taxonomy places the organism in Eukaryota, Metazoa, Chordata, Actinopteri, Perciformes, Serranidae.